Messenger RNA from Morone saxatilis (striped sea-bass), 6121 nucleotides. It is a transcript of the gene znf532, whose product is annotated as zinc finger protein 532. The transcript has 9 exons. The record is from RefSeq and is a predicted model, not a curated record. The coding region runs from base 529 to 4446 and encodes 1305 amino acids. NCBI's taxonomy places the organism in Eukaryota, Metazoa, Chordata, Actinopteri, Moronidae.
CCCUGCUGGUCGCUGCUGGCUGGAUGUCGGCGUGCUACGCAGCGCGGCUCAUGGCGAAGGGGGGGCAUGGGGAUCUGGGAAGGGACGAGGGCAGGGGGACGUGGCUGGCUGGGAGUCUGUGAAUCUGCAGCCUAGAGCCUGCCUCACACACACACACACACACACAGACACACACACACACACAUACACACACACACACACAUACAGGAGCAUGAUCUAUCUGUCUGUCUGUAUGUCUGUGUGCUGCUAGUUGUGAAGAGAAUGACUAAGGAGGAUCCUUACCAGGACCACCACCACUCACCAGAUCCCUGGAUGUAAUCUGACCCUGUAUUCUGGGCCUUUGCCUGGUUGGGAAGAAACAGGAAUUUUUUUCCCCCCAGGCAGGGUGGGGUGGAUGGCUUUUUGUGGGUUAGUAGUGUGACUGUGUUUGUUGCAGGAUGGAAGGAAGGAAGGAAAGAAGGUUUGGCUAGUGGCUGGAGAGGGACGGAGGCAAGAGGGUGAUCUCCUCAUCAGAAAAGCAGCAGGACCAUGGGAGAUAUGAAGACGCCAGACUUUGAUGACCUACUGGCGGCCUUCGACAUCCCCGACAUGGUGGAUCCUAAAGCUGCUAUUGAAUCUGGCCAUCACGAUGACCACGACGGACAGCUCAAGCAACCCAGUGGUGUGGUGACUACAAAUGAUGAGGCCCACAAUCCCUCAACAGGAAAUGAUAUUGGUGUUAGUGUCAUUGUCAAGAACAUCCGAAACACAGAUACUAGUGAGCAUGGUGGAACCAUAUCCGAGAAGGAUGGGCAUUUCCACUGCCAUCCCCAACUCCAGUCUGUUGGCACUGGCAAUGGACUUCAUAAUGGCCUAAUGCCCGCAAUAACUCCAGGUAGUCAUUACAGCAAGAAUGGAUGGAAAGCUCCCAGGGAGGACGGACAGACCAACCAAUUAUCUACCUUCAAUCAGUUUAGCCCCAUCUCUAGUGCUGAAGAAUUCGAUGAUGAUGAUAAAAUUGUGGUAGAUGACCCUGUAGACAAGCAGGGAAGUCAGUCAUUCUUGAGGUCCACUACUAUGAGAGAGGACCAGAAUCCCAAAUCUUCAAAGGACAAUGUUUCUAAGCCCAGAGGAAACAGAGACCAAAAACCUGAUCAAAAUAAGAACAACAAUGGCACUCUGGGAGGUUAUAAGUCUAACAACCCCCCUCAAUCAAGUUUACCAGAGGGGGAAUACAAGGAAGCUGUUCUCAAGUCUGAAGGUCAGGAGGCAGGAGAGCCAUCAGGGCUUGUUAAUGUGUCCAGUUUGUGUCAAGUCAAAGCCAAAUCCUCUGCAAAACUUUCAUCUUGUAUAGCAGCUAUUGCAGCCCUCAGUGCCAAAAAGGCUAGUGUUACAGAUUUGGGUGUUGUGGAUUCUCCUACAACAGAGAAAGAACCCAUCCAGGACAAUGAAAUUGCCAGAGCUCCAGAGAAGCCACACGAGCAAGAGUCAGCCCUAGAGUUUGCAAAGAGGCUGCUAACAAGACAACCAGACAGCCCCUCUAGUGUCACAAGUGAGGGUAGCAGCAAAGGUUCCCUUGCCUCAAGCACAGACACCGCUCCCGUCAUCCCAAAAGUCCGGAUCAAAACAAUAAAGACCUCAUCCGGCCAGAUCAAGCGUACUGUCACUCGAGUUCUACCAGAGUUUGAUCCUGAGGGUCUGAAGAAAGGAGAGAAUAGCCAAUCUAUCAUGGCAACUACUAGUGCAAUUUUGCAAUCCCCCACGAGGCACUCUUUGCCAACCACAGUAGUAGCCACCGCUGGAGGCCCUUCAAUUGAAAUAACCAAGCAAAUGACAAUUAAACCUGUGGCGACAGCUUUCCUGCCAGUCUCAGCCGUCAAGACAGCUGGUUCCCAAGUGAUUAACCUGAAACUAGCUAACAACACCACAGUCAAAGCAACAGUCAUCCCUGCUGCAUCAGUGCAAAGUGCCAGCAGUGCUAUCUUGAAAGCUGCUAAUGCUAUCCAGCAACAGACUGUUAUGGUACCUGCCUCCAGUCUGGCUAAUGCCAAACUUGUGCCAAAGACAGUCCAUCUUAGUAACCUCAAUCUUCUGCCUCAGACAGUAUCCUCUGCUGUCUGUGAUCUCCAACAGGCCCUGUCCUCCUCCAAACAAUCACAGCAUCAACAAGUGAAACAGAAGACAAUUCUCGCUGGCCGGGCCUCAAAGAAAGUCUCUAGGGUUCAAGUGUUCGCCAGCUCUCAAAGCUCCGUAGUGGACGCCUUCAAUAAAGUCCUAAGUAGCAUAAAUCCUGUCCCUGUGUACAUCCCAAACCUCUCUCCACCAACCCUAGCUUGUAUCUCUCUACCCUCACGUGGCUACAAGUGCCUUGAGUGUGGAGAUUCAUUUGCCCUUGAGAAGAGCCUGACACAGCACUAUGAACGUCGUAGUGUGCGGAUUGAGGUCACCUGCAACCACUGUUCCAAAAGUUUAGUGUUCUACAACAAAUGCAGCCUCUUGUCUCAUGCCAGGGGCCACAAGGACAAAGGGGUUGUCAUGCAGUGCUCACAUCUAAUCCUAAAACCCAUCCCUGCAGAUCAGAUGAUAACCACAUCUCCGUCAUCAGGCCCACCCAAUACCACUGGCACCACUUGCACCUCCCAAGCACAAGUAACCGCUAGUCAAAUCCCAGGGAGAGUUGUUGGUGGUGGGUCCCAAACUGCAGUGAUUUCAGCUCCAUGCAGUACUCCCCUUGUUGCAGCCAUGCCCUUGGAAGAUGAUGCAUCGAAGCUCUGCAGGCACAGCCUAAAGUGUUUGGAGUGUAACGAAAUGUUCCAGGAUGACAGCUCUCUAGCUAUGCACUAUCAGCAGGCACCGGAGUCCAGUGGACAGAAAACAUGCACCAUCUGCCAAAUGCUUCUGCCAAAUCAGUGCAGCUUUCUGUCACACCAGCGAAUCCACCAGCACAAGUCUCCUUACAUCUGCCCUGAGUGUGGUGCCAGCUGUCGUUCUGUCCACUUCCAGUCACAUGUCACCAAGAACUGCCUGCAUUACACCCGUAGAGUUGGCUACCGCUGUAUCCAUUGUAGUGUGAUCUUCGCUGAUGUUGCAACUGUAAAAUCCCACAUCCAGAGUACUCACUGUGAGGUCUUCUAUAAAUGUCCUCUCUGCCCCAUGGCCUUCAAGUCUGCGCCUGGAACGCACUCUCAUGCACACACACAGCAUCCAGGAAUGAAAGCAGGAGAGCCCAAGUUGAUCUAUAAGUGUUCCAUGUGUGAUACCGUGUUCACUUUGCAGUCCCUGCUCUACACGCACUUCGACCAGCACGUCAUCAAUCAUAAAGUCUCAGUUUUCAAAUGCCCCGACUGCUCGAUGCACUACGCACAGAAACAGCUCAUGUUGGAUCACAUCAAGGCAAUCCAUGGAACCCUGAAGACCAUCGAGGGUCCACCAAACUUAGGCAUCAACCUCCCUCUCAGCACCAAGCCCACUAACUCUAACAGUGCCAACAGCAACAGCCUCAGUAACAAUAAUAACAAAGAUGGAGGAAAUGUCCAUGGUCAAGACAAGGGAGAAAAGAAGCCUUCCCCUUCACUGCUAAAGAAAACAAACAGUAACUGCUCAGCAGACCUCAAGAACCCUUCCGGCUCAGGAUACAUGUGUGGAGACUGCAAUAACCUCUUCAGUUCCAGGGAGGUCUAUGUGGCUCACAUGAGGCGCGAACAUGGCAAGAUACUGAAGAAACACCCAUGCCGACAGUGCGACAAGUCCUUCAGCUCCUCCCACAGUCUUUGCCGACACAACCGUCUCAAACACAAGGGACUGCGAAAGGUCUAUACCUGCCCGCACUGUCCAGCUCACAGUCAGCCGUUCACUAAAAGAGUGCUGCUGGAUCAGCACAUUCAGCUGAUGCAUGGAGUCAAAGACCCAGAGGGGAAGACUGUCAACUCUGAUAAUACAGACGCUUUACCUGACAAGAAAACGACCCUCAGCUCCAAAAGGAAGCCAGAAGAGGAUGAGGGGCCUCCAGGCUUGAACUCCAGGGGCUCUGACUCACAACCAUUGAAAAGGCUCAAGGUGAACAUCCUUAAAGUUCACAAGUGUGCCGUCUGCGGCUUCACCACUGAGGACAUCACAGCUUUCCAUGAGCACAUUCCCCAGCACAAGUCUGAUGGUUCAUCCUUCCAGUGUCAGGAGUGUGGCCUGUGCUACACCUCGCACCGCUCGCUGGCCAGACACCUCUUUAUCGUCCAUCGGCUGAAGGAGCCGCAGGGUCUCGCCCGAUACAAUGGACGGGGCAAGGACGACGACGAGAGUCAGAGAGAGAACCAGCUGGAUGUUACAGAUGAGAACAAUGACGGGACACCAAAUACCAAAUGCAAAGUGUGUGGGAAGAUGUUUGAAACGGAGGGAAACCUGAAUACUCACAUGAGGACACAUGGGAUGGCAUUCAUAAAGUCAAAGAGACUGAGCACAACUGAGAAGUGAGAGGAAAACACUUUUAAACCAUUCCAUCUAAAGCAAACACUGUUGUUUUAAACUUAUACAGUUUGUUAUAUUGCCGCACACAACUUACAGUAAGUUGGCUGAGGUUAUGCUGCAUGUACAUAAUGUACAUGUGUACUACAAUAUGUAUACCGUAUACACACAGAAAUAAGUAAUAUAUGUCAAAGUCACUUCAUGAGUCUUUAAAUGGAACAAGAUAGUUUUUUGUACACACGUUUCUAUAGGCUUUAAAUAGAUCUUUUUUAUAGAAGAGCUUUUUAUUUUAAACAGUUUUCAUUGUUGUCUUCUCACUAGGACUAUAUAAUGUAUGAGUAUAUUGUUGUAACGGGAUUAAUCCUCAUACAGUCAGCAGUGUUCUGAAUGUUCAAUGCUGCUAACGUCCAGCGAAUGUCUGAAAGACAAAAUAUACAUAUAUAAAACUUUUGGGAGCUUCAGGUUUCCCCAGUACAUGUUACCCCUAGUUGAGGUCUUCAGUUUCUACUUAAAAGCUGAGUAGGAGAUUGGCAUCAAACAUUCUUUGUAUUUUAGUUUUUUUUUUAUUUCACAGAUAACUAAUAUUUCUCUCUGAGCUCUUCUUAGCUUCCACAAUAAACCCUGGCUCUGUUUUCAUAAUACAUCCUGAAACUACUGAUCCUAAAACAAAAUCUCUGCAAUUUUGAGCUGAAAUUACAUUAAAUUUCACAAGAUUUCAGCCAAUCAGACAAAGAUAAAGCCUAUUUUCAUCUCCAUCUCCAUACCACAUUGUCAGGUUAUUAUCAUUUACAUAUUAAAUGCAUACAAAACAAAACAGUGAUUAAUGGAUGAAUUUAAAAUGUGUAUAGCUCCCAGCUCUGUGGAUGAUUAUGUCAAACACUUAACAUCACAAACAGUCUAAUAUAUGGGCCAAAUUUGUUUUUAAAAAUAUAUUUUGUAAAAGAUUGUCAAACUUCUUUCAUUCCUGUCUUAAUAUAUACUGUAUAUGGCAGCUCUUUGUGAUUACAACUCAUGGAAAAAAAUGUUUAUUUACCUUAUUAUUAGCAUUAGCACUUAUUUAAAAGCAGUCUUCUUCACAGCAUAGUUCAUCUGUUGUUACAGCCCAAUAAAAAAUAAAGCUGUAACCCUGUAUUUUAUAACUAUGUACAAUCUUAACAUUAUCAUUUCUUUUUUUUGUCCUGUUUCUUCAGUUUAAAGUGAAAUCAUAAUGAAUGUUCAUCGAAAGGAAUUACACUGGGAAAAACAUCUAAAAAGACAAACCUCUAUGAAUGUAAACUUGGCUGUGAAACUAAAUUAUUCAUAAAAAAGACAACCAGUUCAAUUACCUGAACAAUAACUGACAGUUGUGAGAUUGUUUCCCCUUGCUUUGUUUGUUCCACACAUUUCCAAAAAAUAUCAUUCAGUUUUGGACAGUAGUUUUUCUACUCCGACAAUAAGACUUUAAGUGUCUCGCGCUGUAAAACUGCAUGUAAGAAGCAGUCUGUGAAUUGUUUGUUGAUUAGAAUGUGUCUUGCUGCUUCUGCUGCUGUUUUUAGACAUUUCUGAUGCUUGUGUACAAAGCUGUUCUUUAUGUCAAUAAACGAUGAAACCUGCCAGGGGCAAGAUCUGAUGUCGACUGCACAUGAGACAUCAGCUCUUCUCUACGGUAAUAUCAGAAAUCCUACCGUGAUCAUUCAUACUCGUG